Molecule: messenger RNA, 6821 nt
Organism: Ctenopharyngodon idella (grass carp)
Lineage: Eukaryota; Metazoa; Chordata; Actinopteri; Cypriniformes; Xenocyprididae
Gene: nrp2b
Product: neuropilin 2b
Exons: 16
Coding region: 993-3698 (901 amino acids)
Biological process (GO): angiogenesis; axon guidance; vascular endothelial growth factor signaling pathway
Cellular component (GO): membrane
Molecular function (GO): semaphorin receptor activity; vascular endothelial growth factor receptor activity
Source: RefSeq, a predicted model, not a curated record
UUACUAUAGUAAGUACAUGUAGUAACGUGUAACCACGGCACUGUAAAAUAAAGUGUUACCGAAUGUACUGCUAAGAACGUGGCACGUGUGUUUCAAAAAAAGGAUUUUUUUAUUUUGGACAUCAUUAUUUGUCAGUGACCAAUUGUAGGCAGCAUACAUCGCACACCACCUUGAAGAAACUCUCCGAACCAGCCUGUGGUUUCGCGCAGCCACGAGCGUUUGACGAGCCCGUGUGGCUGUGGGCGCUUGUGUUUCCCUCGCUCGCCUUUUUAUAGCGUAACUGCGGGACUAGUGGCUGGUCUUUAAUCAGAGACUGGAGAGGCGGGCCGAGGUGCUGACUGUAAUGCGAUAGCUGCGCCCGUCCUUAAUGCUAUUACAUCCACAUGCUGCUGCCGUGCAAGACUCAGCGCUCAAACGCGGAGACGCGCAGUGCCAAAGAGACAGCGCGCGGAGUAUCUCUAUCACAAGACUUCAGUUACGGACCCGCUGCACGGAGGACCUCAUUCGAGCUGCACUUUCCUGACAGUUUACCGCCGUGGCCAGUAUUUCCCGUGCGAGACAGAGCUUUUGGUGGUGGAUUCUGUGGGGAGGAGACCGGGAAAACGCUUCAUGUCAGUUGGAUUUGAAGGCGAGAGAAAGCGCCGCUCACCUCACUCACUCACGCGCUGCUAUAGCUCGAGGAAAUCAAGCCAAAAUAUGUUUUUGGUCUGAACUCUGGCUUUUAAAGAGAAAGUUAUUUAGUUUUAAAGUCAGACGCUUUUCGUUGUUGUUGCUUUUGUUUAGGAUACAACUGGAGAUGUUAAACGGCCAGGUCUGGGUUGAAUUUACGCAUCCAGCAUUUUGAAACAUAUCGAGAAAGCAGGCGGCAGAAUUGUUGUCAGACUCAAGACACAAGUGGAUACAUCACCAGUGGACAAGAACAUUUUCAAAGAACAUCACAAGAACUUCAGCUUUCACUCUACACGCACUGGGUGAACAUUCACCCAGAAAAGAUGGAUUUAUUCACAAAGCUCUGUGGAUCUUUACUUGUCUUGUGUGCGGCAUUAGUUUAUGGAGAUGAGGAGCCAUGUGGCGGGCAUUUGGAUGCCAGUGACGCAGGCUACAUCACAACACCCGGUUACCCGCUGGAGUACCCGCCCCACCAGAACUGCCGAUGGGUGAUCACGGCACCCGAACCGUCCCAGCGCAUCGUCCUAAACUUCAACCCACACUUUGAGCUUGAGAAACUAGACUGCAGGUAUGACUUCAUUGAGAUCCGGGAUGGUAACUCAGAGAGCGCUGAUCUGUUGGGGAGACACUGUAGUAACAUCGCGCCCCCUGCGAUCAUCUCCUCAGGCCCCGUUCUGCACAUCAAAUUCGUCUCAGACUACGCCCACCAGGGGGCAGGGUUUUCGCUGCGCUAUGAAAUCUAUAAGACAGGCUCCGACUGUUCCAGAAACUUCACCAGUCCGUCAGGUGUGAUCGAGUCGCCCGGCUUCCCUGACAAAUACCCCCACAAUCUAGAGUGCACCUUCAUCAUCAUCGUCCCUCCUCACAUGGACGUCACCCUCACCUUCCUGACAUUCGACCUGGAGAACGACCCCUUGCAGGGCUCGGAGGGCGAGUGCAAGUAUGACUGGCUGGAGGUGUGGGACGGCCUCCCGCAGGUGGGACCUCUGAUUGGACGACAUUGCGGUACCAAAAUCCCCUCUGAAAUACAGUCGUCCACUGGUAUCCUCUCUCUGUCCUUUCAUACGGACAUGGCCGUGGCCAAAGAUGGCUUCUCUGCCCGCUACAACAUGACUCUUAAGGAGGUCAAUGACAAUUUCCAUUGCAGUAAUGCUCUUGGCAUGGAGUCAGGAAAGAUCAGCGAUGACCAAAUCUCUGCAUCAACCAGCUUCUAUGAUGGCCGAUGGUCUCCAAGACAGGCUCGACUUAACUUCGAAGACAACGCAUGGACGCCCAAUGAGGACAGCAACAAAGAAUACAUCCAGGUGGACCUGCACUUCCUUAAGGUCCUGACGGGCAUCGCCACCCAGGGUGCCGUCUCCAAAGAGACGCACAAGUCCUACUUCGUCACCACCUUUAAACUGGAGGUCAGCACUAACGGAGAAGACUGGAUGAUCUACCGCUACGGCAAGAAUCACAAGGUUUUCCAUGCAAACGCAGACCCCUCAGAGGUGGUCCUGAACCGGAUCCCUCAGCCUGUCUUAGCUCGGUUUGUCCGCAUCCGACCUCAGACAUGGAAGAAUGGAAUCGCUUUACGCUUCGAACUUUACGGCUGUCAAAUCACGGACGCUCCAUGCUCCGAGAUGCAGGGAAUGCUCUCUGGCCUCCUGCCAGACUCUCAGAUCUCAGCCUCCUCUAUGAGGGACAUCCACGGGGCCACAGGUGCCGCCCGGCUGGUGGCCAGCCGAUCAGGGUGGUUCCCCAGUCCCGCGCAGCCCGUGGCUGGCGAAGAAUGGCUGCAGGUAGACCUGGGAGUCCCCAAAACCGUACGGGGUAUCAUCACGCAAGGCGCCCGUGGGGUGGACGGCAGUACCAGCGCAGAGAACCGAGCCUUCGUGAGGAAGUAUAAACUGUCCCAUAGCUUGAAUGGAAAAGAUUGGAGCUACAUUAUCGACUCCAAGACCAAUUUCCCAAAGAUUUUUGAGGGCAACACACACUAUGACACCCCAGAGAUCCGUCGCUUCGAUGAGAUCGUGGCCCAGUUUAUACGGGUGUAUCCAGAGAGGUGGUCACCCGCCGGCAUCGGAAUGAGACUGGAGAUACUGGGUUGUGACUUGCCAGAAUCUACCACUAUUCCUGACACUGCCACGCCAACCCUUCCCCCUCAGGAAGCGACAGGUACCGCCCACAGGACACCAGCUCCCACCACUCUGUCAUCUUUGGGUGGUCUGUGUGACUUUGAGCAGAGUAUGUGUGGAUGGACCCACGACCCCAUGUCUGAUCUGAAGUGGUCGUUGUAUAGUUCGUCUAGUCCUAGUCUGGACCUGACAUUGGGAUCUGACAAUUUUGGGAAUUUCCUGUACGUGGAGGCGAGUCCCAAGUCAGAGCCGCAGCGCGCACGGUUAAUGAGCCCAUCGGUGGGACCCGAGCGCCGUCCCGUCUGUCUGCUCUUCUACUACCAGCUUCAGGGUGAAGGUCAGGACAGUCUCCGUGUGCUGCUCCGGGACGAUGACCAGGAGGAGACGCUGCUCUGGGCACUGAAAGGAGACCAGGGGCCCAUGUGGAGGGAAGGCCGCACCAUCCUGCCUCAGUCCCCUAAAGAAUAUCAGGUUGUCAUCGAGGGCUUCUUUGAGCGAGGCAGUCAAGGGCACAUCUGGGUCGACAACAUCCAUAUGAGCUCCAGCAUGGAGCUUGAGCAGUGUACACAACCCUUCGCUGCAUUCCCCCCUGAAAUGACUGGGGGAGCCUCACCUGGCUGGAGCGACCCCACUGUUGACACGACAGUGUCCCUGCAGCCCAUGCCCACCUACUGGUAUUAUGUAAUAGCCGGAGGUGGCGCCAUUUUCCUCCUGGGCUGCGUCACGUUGGUCAUGGUGCUGUGUUGCCAUCGCUACCACCUGGCAGCCAAGAAGAGCCAGCACUCUGUGUCCUACCAGAGCACGUAUACAGGACAGUACGGAAGUGGUGGCCUCAGGAAUCUCGCCGGACCUGGGGUGGAGCCGAUGCUAACGAUUAGGUUAGAGAAGCAAGAGCCCUGCUCCCAGUGCUGAGACAACACCGACGAAUCGCUUCCUCCCACUGUUUCACAAGGACACCUGCAUGGUGCCCCUUAAAGUUGAGGAUGAGGCGAAGAAGAUGUGGACUGAUAUAAGCACCAGAGUUGUCGAGUUCUCUGUGACUCUUUUGUGGAGCUCCAGUGCUGGGAAGGAGGAGAUCUGCUGUGCCGAAGGGACAUCCAGCCAAAAUCCUGACUGGCAGGGACCCCCUUUCCCCCUUCUCUCUCUAGCUGUAUGUGUGGAUGGGAACCUUACUGUGAAAGCUCUAAUCUCCUGUUCAUGACCAAUCCUAUUGUACAGUCAAAAGAACUCGGCAGCAUUGCCAAACUCUGAGGAGAGCCUGCGAACAGCGACGGGAGAGAGGCGUCAGAACAAAAAGGAAAACGGGCAAACAUUUCCUUGCAUGUGUGCCUCAUCUUAUGUGCACAUAGGAACACUCAAGGAGUUCAACAAGAAGCUUCAAAGAGACAAAAGCAUGAAUGUCAAACACUCUGGGACAAAUGUUCUUGCUGGAGAAUCAGGAUAUGUGCGGAAGGCUUAGGUACCACGUAAUGUACUGAAUUUUUAAACUCCUGGUACCUCCUUUGACUAUUGAAUGAAGAUUCUUAAAAGCAUUUUGAGGGCUGUUUGCCUUCUCAGAGAGUUCAUUUUGAGUAUCUGUCAAUGUGUGUCUAUAUAUAAACUCUUCUUUUCUGAAAGUCACUGGGGCUUUGGCACUUAGAGUACGUCUGAAGAGAUACAGUAUGUUUUCCGCCUAUAUGCAAAGGUCAUAUGACCCCGCCUUAGCCAGCCUACUCCUCUGAUUGGCCGACCGACUGACACAACAUUGGCCUUAAGACGCUUCAGUGGCAUUGGGCUAGUUCAAGCCGAUCACUGUUCUCAUUUAUUAUUUAAUCCUUUGGUAUUCAUGCUCAGCCGAGAUCAACUUAAGUGUAUAUGCAGCUAACUGAUGCACUGACUUUAUUUUUAUAGCCAACGCUAAAGCAGUGUGUGUAUUUGUGUGUUGUUCCCCCAGAGAUUUUGAUUUACACAUAGUCUUGUAAAAGAGCAGAAGCGGAGAGCUUUGUAAAUCUGCCAAAUGUUAGACGGUGCAGGAAUGCUUCGCUAGCUGAUUUUGCUUCAGGGAGUGAGUUGGCACGUUAGCAUGUUAGCUGGAGCCCAUCUCCAAGUCCACCUUCUAUAGUGUCACUCAAUACACCUGCUGAUGUCUUACUGAAUCAUUAACCAACCUCUUAUCUGUAUUUUUAGAUGUUUUUUUGCCGUUUUAUCAGUUGAGUUUGAUAACAGAUAGGGAAAAAACAAUUAGCAUUUUGUUUUAUUAGCAUUAUUUGCAUAUGACAAUCUUGCUACAGAUUUUUUUCUUUUCUUUAAUGUAUCAAAACAUAUUAUAUAUGCAGGAGAACGUUUUAAAAUGCACAUAAAAAAUUUUCCCUGUGUGCUGCGAGUAUUCGCUUUAUCUCUUUCAUGUGCUACUUGAAACGUAGCGGUAUACCUCUGAAAAAAAAAAAACAUGCUAUGGUCUGUCCAAGUACAUAGUGUUCAGUGUUUUCUUCUGCACCAAACAAACACACAAAAUAGGCGCCAUCAGAGCUCAGGAUGGAAAUUCCCCCAACAAAACAUUUUCCUCUUUACACAUAAAGAGUCUGAGGCUUCAUCCAUUACUGAAAGCAUCUGUCAGGCAGCCACGUCAGAUUUUGGCUUCAUCUAAAGCAACUGGGAUGAAAGGAGAAAGUAAAUCCUGAUAUCUUGUUAUGUCCUCCAUCUGGCAAUAGGUGAAAAUAAUCCCCCAUCACGGACGGGCUGGCCCUUUUCUCGCCCGUUUAUCUGCUCUUCAAGAAAGAAUGUGUGGGGAGAUGGAGGGCGAGAUCAAAGAAAAGCCUGCUUUAAAUAUAGACCUUCUCUGCAAAAUCCAGGGUCUGAAGGGGUUUGUUUGAAACACAAAAGCACAUGAAAGAUCCUUGCAGACAGCCAGAGAGACCACCUGACCCGGCAGGCACAUUGUGGAGCAUUGUCUCCUCUUUUCCAACCUAAUCCUCUAUACAGUAGAGUGUGUUCUGGGGAGAUGGGACACACGGCAGCUUUUCAUGCGAGACAUCAGUUCAGUUCAGUUUUGAGUCAGGUGGUCUCCGUUGCGCCGCCAUAUUACGAAACCUCUCGCUUAUUUAAGGCAGAUUUUGCGAUACGCAACACGUUUCUUUGAGUUUCUGUGGCCCACCCACCCCAAUUGAAUGUGUAACAACACUAGUGUCAAAAUUGUCUUGUCUCGUCUUUUUGUUUUGAGCAAGAUGCAUUUUUCUGUCCUGGAUGUUUCAUAUGCCUGUAUGAUUAAUGUAUGAAUUUAUAUCAAACUUUUAACUCAGACUAAACAAUUGUGAUUCUGUAUGUUGUUUUUAGUCUGAAUGUAUUAAUUUAAUUUCAUUCUCAGUUUUUCUCUUUACUAUUUAUUCUGAGUUGCUUAAAAGUGACAUGUCAGCUGAUCAUAAUAUGUUUUUAAAUUUAUUUUGGUUUUUUAAAGGUUUCUUUGAACCAUUUCAUAUUUCUAAUUAGGUAAUGGACCAGAUUACAUUUUCUUAAGCCUGUCAUAAGCAUUCUUACUUGGAGUGUCUCUGAUAGUACCUGCACAAAACAGCAUAUGCUUUCACCCCUCCUCAGAGACAGAGACAGGAAAAAGAGGGAGACGUCUAAAGUGUCUGUCUGGAGAAACUGAAUUUUAAUGUGCAAAAAAAUACUCCAGGUUGUAUGCUCUGUAUGUUUUGCUUAAAAAACAGGUGAAAUAUUCCACCUACAGAAUUUGAACUUGAUUAAAUCAGUUCGGUCUAUUGAAGUAUUUACUCAUGUUUACUUAACAUGAAUUUUUGAUGUUCAUUAUGUCGACAUUAUGCUUAAUUUGCAUCAAGUUCUGAUAGGUUUGUGGUUGUGUGCACUUUUUUGUCCUUUGUGAAUGUGGGGCUUUGACCCUGCCAUCUAUAUAAGCUUUUUCUUUCCUCUCUACAACGCAGCAUUUUCAGCCUGUUUAAAUACAUACAGUAUGAGGUAUAUUUUAGCCUGUUGAAUUUCGUGGUCUUGGAAAUGUUGUAUGGAAUGUUACAAUAAAGUGAUAUUUUUCUACAAACUGCA